Euleptes europaea (tarantolino) is the source of this 1640-nucleotide messenger RNA. RefSeq names its product cyclic AMP-dependent transcription factor ATF-7. NCBI's taxonomy places the organism in Eukaryota, Metazoa, Chordata, Lepidosauria, Squamata, Sphaerodactylidae. The record is from RefSeq and is a predicted model, not a curated record. Gene Ontology annotation, biological process: regulation of transcription by RNA polymerase II. Gene Ontology annotation, molecular function: DNA-binding transcription factor activity, RNA polymerase II-specific; cAMP response element binding. Bases 24 to 1490 code for a protein of 488 amino acids. The transcript has 13 exons.
UCCUGAGUUCAACUGUGAGAAAUAUGGGAGACGACAGGCCGUUUGUGUGCAGUGCCCCAGGCUGCGGACAGAGGUUUACAAAUGAGGACCACCUGGCGGUUCAUAAACUCAAGCACGAAAUGACAUUGAAAUUUGGUCCUGCCAGAACGGAUUCAGUCAUCAUAGCAGAUCAGACUCCGACGCCAACCCGUUUUCUGAAGAACUGCGAUGAAGUUGGCCUCUUCAAUGAGUUGGCUAGCUCAUUCGAGCAUGACUUCAAGAAAGCCACAGAAGAUGACGAGAAAAAGGCAAGAUCAUGUCCUGGACCCCUGGAUAUGUCUCUGUCCUCUGCCCCCUCUUCCCCAGACAUCAAAAUAAAAGAGGAAGAGCCGGUGGAAGUAGACUCGUCCCCUUCUGACAGUCCAGUGGCGAGUCCACGGACACCACAGAUCAAGGAGAAGGAGAGUGCUUCCAAGCCUGUUAUCAUUUCCACUCCUACUCCAACCAUCGUGCGACCUGGGUCGCUUCCGCUGCACAUGGGGUAUGAUCCUCUCCACCCCACUCUUCCUUCACCGACUUCGGUCAUCACCCAGGCUCCACCUUCCAACAGGCAGCUCGGGUCUCCAACCGGCUCCAUGCCGCUCGUCAUGCAACUUGUGAACGGGCAGACCAUGCCCGUCCUUCCUGGCCCUCCCAUUCAGAUGCCUUCUGUCAUAUCGCUUGCAAGGCCGAUGUCUGUAGUGCCAAACAUUCCCGGUAUUCCUGGUCCUCCAAUUGUCGGCAGCGGCUCCAUUUCACCUUCAGGCCUUCCAAUGCACUCAGAAGCGAAAAUGAGGUUGAAAGCUAGCCUGACUCAAGGAGUGACUUCCUCCCUGAACGGCAGCAACAUGAUGGUCGGGUCGGCUAGCACAAUGGUGACAUCUCGUCCUGAACAGGGUCAGAUACUUAUCCAGCACCCUGACGCACCAUCUCCCGCACAACCACAGGUUUCCCCAGCUCAGCCCACACCCAGCACUGGCGGCCGACGGAGACGCACGGUGGAGGAAGAUCCAGAUGAACGAAGGCAACGUUUCUUGGAGAGGAACCGCGCUGCAGCCUCCCGCUGCCGUCAGAAACGCAAGAUCUGGGUGUCUUCCUUGGAGAAGAAGGCCGAGGAGCUCACAACGCAGAACAUCCAACUAAGCAAUGAAGUCACACUAUUAAGGAACGAAGUUGCUCAACUCAAACAGCUACUGCUGGCUCACAAGGACUGCCCGGUCACUGCAUUACAGAAGAAAACGCAAGGCUAUCUCGAAAGCCCAAAGGAGAGCUCCGAGCCUACCGGUUCCCCGGCUCCCGUCAUCCAGCACAGUUCUCUGACCGCCUCCUCCAACGGGCUGAUAGUCCGCUCCGCCGCCGAAGCCGUCGCCACUUCAGUCCUCACCCAGAUGGCCAGCCAAAGGACAGAACUGGGCGUGCCCCUGCAGCCGCACGUCAUUAUGUCCCCGCAGUCCCAGUCUGCGGGCAGAUGAUGUCUCAAGCCACGUGACAUAGAACUAACCAAUAAGAACUUGCAGCCGGAGAGACUGAUCCAUAACUAAGCCCCUCGAUCAAUAUGGGGUGGAUACCGUUUUUUGUUUUCGCUUCUUCUUUUUUGGUUAAAGGUGAGUUAAGGGCAGCUA